CACGUGUGAUUCGUGCGUUGGGUGGCACGAAGAGCGUGACAAAACGGCGCCGUUUGGUUGAUGCCGUAACCCCAGCAUGGAAACCAUGAACCAUCGACGAGCGGCAGUGCGGGAUAGUUCGUUGGAGUCGUUAACGAAGAGCGGAAAGGGAUCGGAACAGGGAAGGAGAAAACCUAAGAACGGACGAUAUAAUAAGGAAGAGAAAAUGGGGACGAGGGAGAGGGACAGAGAUCUGGAACUUCUGAUACCAGUGGCCGAUUCCACAGUCAAUGGAGGAUCAAAGCCAUCGCCGCCUUCUGCAUCCGCCGCUUCUUCGCAUUAUCAUUCUGGUAGAGAGGCAUUCUUCAAAGUCCUCCGUAGCUGGGCUACAAGAAAGUUCAUGUCAGGAUGUGUCAUUUUAUUUCCAAUAGCCAUUACUUGCUACUUCACUUGGAGUUUCAUUCAUUUUGUGGAUUUCUUCUCUCCAAUCUACGAUCAUCUGGGGAUCAAUGUCUUUGGUCUUGGAUUCAUUACCUCCAUCACAUUCAUCUUCUUAGUAGGCAUUUUCAUGUCCUCGUGGUUGGGAACCUCCCUUCUUGCUCUGGGGGAAUGGUUUAUAAAGAAAAUGCCCCUUGUGAGCUACAUUUACGCCGCCUCAAAGCAGAUAAGUGCAGCAAUAUCACCAGCAGACCAGAGCGCUAAUGUCUUCAAAGAGGUGGCCAUCAUAAGGCACCCACGAAUUGGUGAAUAUGCAUUUGGAUUCAUCACUUCAACUGUCAUUCUUCGGAGGAGCACAGGCGAUGAGGAGUUCUGCUGCAUCUACGUGCCAACCAACCACCUCUACCUCGGAGAUAUUUAUCUCAUCAAUUCAAACGAUAUUAUGAAGCCUAAUCUCUCUGUUCGAGAGUGCAUUGAAAUCGUCAUCUCUGGCGGCAUGUCAGUGCCCAAAGUAUUGACCACAGAGGAUUCACAAGUUGUUCCAGCAGCUAGAAUUGGUAACUUUGCUCCAUGAGAAUACUGAUUGUAACUAUGGAC
Messenger RNA from Diospyros lotus (date-plum), 1014 nucleotides. RefSeq names its product protein LIKE COV 1-like. The record is from RefSeq and is a predicted model, not a curated record. NCBI's taxonomy places the organism in Eukaryota, Viridiplantae, Streptophyta, Magnoliopsida, Ericales, Ebenaceae. Gene Ontology annotation, cellular component: Golgi apparatus. The transcript has 6 exons. Bases 77 to 991 code for a protein of 304 amino acids.